This is a messenger RNA of Aspergillus ochraceoroseus IBT 24754, 2294 nucleotides long. RefSeq names its product polysaccharide lyase family 4 protein (gene rglB). Gene Ontology annotation, molecular function: catalytic activity; carbohydrate binding. The coding region runs from base 1 to 1989 and encodes 662 amino acids. The transcript is spliced from 4 exons. The record is from RefSeq and is a predicted model, not a curated record. Gene Ontology annotation, biological process: carbohydrate metabolic process. Lineage: Eukaryota; Fungi; Ascomycota; Eurotiomycetes; Eurotiales; Aspergillaceae.
AUGCGCCUGGGGAUUUAUUCGGGCCUCGCCUCAACAUGGGCAUCUUUGGCCACUGCAAUGCUCUCAGCGACGCAGAACGAUGCUACAAUUACCCUGGUCAAUGAUCGGCUAACGGCCGUCUUUUCCAAGUCCCAAGGCAGAGUCGUGGAUCUGUAUCUUGAUGGCCAGGAUCUCCUUGGUCCACAAUCAGGCUCUACAGGUAUCGGACCCUACCUUGACUGUUACUGUAUCCCCUCUGGGUUUUACACUGCUGGAGCAUCAAAUCCUUUGAUGGAAUUGGUUCAGGGAACCGACUCAAGUGGAACCAAAUACGCCGGUGUUAUCAUGAAUGAUACAUACGUCCCAACUGGGCAGCAGUUCCAGCAAUACUGGUUCCUACGAGAUGGUGAGACGGGCCUACACAUGUUCAGUCGAUUGGCGUACUAUAACGAGAGUACCCCGGUCCUGCGCAACCUGCAAGAAUUCCGCACGCUCUUCCGUCCAAAUACAGAGCUCUGGACGCACCUCACGUCCAGUGAUGUCCAGACGGCACCUUUGCCUGGUAGAGACGCGAUUGCACAUGAGGUUGUCGUGCAGGAUGCAACCUGGAGAUUCAACAACACGCCGAGUGACGCAUACUAUACACAAUUUGCCGAAUACUUUACCAAAUAUACGUUUUCCAAUCAGUGGCGAGACAACGAUGUCCACGGCAUCUAUGCUGACGGGUCCACCUCCAAUGGUUCAACAUACGGCGCGUGGCUGGUCAUGAACACAAAGGAUACCUACUACGGAGGACCGCUGCACUCCGAUCUCACUGUCGACGGCAUUGUCUACAACUACCUUGUCUCAAACCACCACGGGGAAGGCACUCCCAACAUCACCCACGGGUUUGACCGUACAUUUGGUCCACAAUUCUAUCUUUUCAACGGCGGCAAGAAGCCCGGCUCACUAGAGCAACUAAGGGCGGAGGCUAGAUCCCUUGCUAGUCCAGGCUGGAAUGUAGAUUUCUAUGACUCCAUCGCGAAGCACGUUAUCGGCUACGUUCCGUCGAGCAAGCGAGGUAGCGUACAGGGCACGGUCAAGCUCCCUCGUGAUGCUGCAAACGCCAUUGCUAUUCUUACUGCUGAUGGCGAGUACUUCCAGGACAACUCUGUCAAAGCUUCUGCACACCAGUACUGGGCGGAGAUUGGCUCAAAAGGACAGUUCACCGUCAAACACGUCAGGGAGGGUAAAUACCGUCUCACCGUGUACGCUGACGGAGUAUUUGGGGACUACGUGCGUGAUGGUAUUGUCGUCAACGCCGGCAAAAUGACUGCUAUUAAGGAUACCUGGGUUGCAGAAUCGGCCGGUAUCGAGGUUUGGCGUCUCGGAACACCCGAUAAAUCUUCUGGGGAGUUUCGCCGCGGAGCCACUCGCGACCCCACGCACCCGCUCCAUCCGCCGGAGUAUCUCAUCUACUGGGGGGCAUACAAUUGGCAAUCGGAUUUCCCCCAUGGGGUGGACUAUACCAUUGGAAAGAGUGACCCAGCCAUUGACUUCGGCACGGUGCACUGGUCGGUGUUUGGGCCAACUCCCGACAGCCCGAAUAUCGAGUACAAUACGACGAACGACUGGAAGGUCCGCUUUCCCUUGACGGCGAAGCAACUCCAGAGACGGAAGAAAGCCACGUUAACCAUCCAGCUUGCGGGUGUCAAAACAGCGUCUGGAAACACCGACGUGUACAAUCCGGAAGAAACGUACAACAACCUUUUGCUUGAGAGCUACAUCAACCAGAAUCAGGAACCCCUAACCAUGAUCAUCGGGUUCAACCAGUCCAGCAGCUGCAUCGUGCGAUCAGCCGUUAGCUGCUACCAGGUAAGCUCACGCAUGGAGUUCCCGACGGAGUGGUUGAAGGUCGGAGAAAACCUGCUUACACUGCGUCUGCCGUACAAUGCCACCGAUACUGAGACGGCAAUCCUGCCUGGAACGGUCUAUGUGCAGUAUGAUGCGUUGAGACUCGAGCUAGCGUAGUUGGUGCAUAUAGCAGGCAUGAGCCGAGGUUGUUUAGAGACAGACCGUUUGGCAGGGGAUACAUAGCAGACGCAAAGAAGGCGAUGACUAUCAAAGUAGUUAUUGAGCUAUCCUAUCACCACCACAAUGAAGAUACGGAGUACUGUGAUUCAAGGACAUGAAUUUUCAUCAGUCUUUCAUAUUAUAACCCCCCCAACGCCCCUGUUCCUGAGCGCAUAACGAAAGCGAGGAUAUCCGGAAGAGUUUCCCGAUCAGGCAAAAGCCUCGGUUCCCCGCUGCGAAAUAUUAAUCGUCCUGCAUCUGAU